CCCCCUGCACGCAGGGAGGCUGUUGGAGGGGAUAGGGUGGAGCCCAGGGAUGAAGAGAAAAGAAACCAAUCGGAUUGGGUAAUCAGCUGCCAAGGCAACUGGAGGCUGUAGUUGUAUUGUCAUAGUAACCAGUGUGUGCGGACAGACUGGCUCUCCCGUGGCGAGUGGAUUCCCAGUUAAGUGCCCAGGCUUCCCCCUUGGCUCCCCUUCCACCUGCAGGCGUCCCCCAGGGUGGGAAUCCGGGUAGUUAUCCUGGGCGGUGAAGCUCAUUUCCUCCUCCCUUGCCCUUCCCCGCAGCGGUGGGGAAGACCCCGAGGCAUUCACCGUGGGCUUUUCCACCCGCCUGCGGGCGGGAACCACCUCCAUAGUUCCGUCUCAGUGCGGGGCGUGCGGAGGGCCGGGCCUGCGAGGAGGAUGCAGGGCCUGAAAGCUGGUGGGCGGCAGGCUGGAGCCAAGAGGGCGAGGCUGCGGCGCGAGGCGGCCAGGCGGGCGAGGGGUUUCCUCACGACUGCCUUGGGCUCCGGGAGGCGGGAUCCCUCCAGAACGGGGUCCCUGAGGGAGGAGAACGGCACACGACUGCCGAGAUCCCCAUUCUGCCGACAGGGACAUCUGCGGGUCGACCCUUACAGAAAUCCCCCGAAGCCCACCCGGCACACACCCUCGGUGACAGAGCCUCCCUGGAGUUCCCCCCGCGCGGCCUUCACGAGCCACCUCCUGCCGCGAGGAGGCCAGAGUAUUGUCCAGGUUACUAUGGAUACCACCGUAGAAGAGACAUGGUCCUUGUCUCAGAACCCACCUUCUGGUAGAGAUAACAGAAAAUAGGGGAGCAAUUAGGAUCCAAUGUGACGGUGUGGCAAUUAAGACAUAUCGAGACACAAAAAGAGUGCCGACCCUUGGACCAGAGCGAGGGACCCACCCGCACCAUGACCGAGACCACCAAGACCCACGUUAUCCUGCUCGCCUGCGGCAGCUUCAAUCCCAUCACCAAAGGGCACAUUCAGAUGUUCGAAAGAGCCAGGGAUUAUCUGCACAAAACUGGAAGGUUUAUCGUCAUUGGCGGGAUUGUCUCUCCGGUCCACGACUCCUAUGGAAAACAGGGCCUCGUGUCAAGCCGGCACCGUCUCAUCAUGUGUCAGCUGGCCGUCCAGAACUCCGAUUGGAUCAGGGUGGACCCGUGGGAGUGCUAUCAGGACACCUGGCAGACGACCUGCAGUGUGCUCGAGCACCAUCGGGACCUCAUGAAGCGGGUAACUGGCUGCAUCCUCUCCAACGUCAACACACCCUCCAUGACGCCCGUGACCGGACAGCCCCAGAACGAGACCACCCAGCCCGUUUACCAGAACAGCAACGUGCCCGCCAAGCCCACCGCAGCCAAGAUCUUGGGAAAGGUGGGGCAAAGCCUGAGCCGGAUCUGCUGUGUCCGCCCGCCCGUGGAGCGCUUCACCUUUGUGGAUGAGAACGCCAACCUGGGCACGGUGAUGCGAUAUGAAGAGAUUGAGCUGCGGAUCUUGCUGCUGUGUGGCAGUGACCUCCUGGAGUCCUUCUGCAUCCCAGGGCUCUGGAACGAGGCAGAUAUGGAAGUAAUCGUUGGGGACUUUGGGAUCGUGGUGGUGCCCCGGGACGCAGCUGACACAGACAGAAUCAUGAACCACUCCUCAAUACUCCGCAAAUACAAAAACAACAUCAUGGUGGUGAAGGAUGACAUCAACCAUCCCAUGUCUGUUGUCAGCUCAACCAAGAGCAGGCUGGCCCUGCAGCACGGGGACGGCCACGUCGUGGAUUACCUGUCCCAGCCGGUCAUCGACUACAUUCUCAAGAGCCAGCUGUACAUCAACGCCUCGGGCUAGCAGCCACGGGGCGCUCCGCGCCGCUCCACUCUCGCCUGGUCCUCCGCCAACACACGGGCCCCUCCAGCCUCCGUCGUCGGCCCCCGUCUCCCUCCUGCCUCCAUCUCCUCCUCUUGACUGUUCUCCCCACUUGCUGACUCAAGCCCCCACAGUGUGGGGCGCCUGCAGAGAACCACGGCAUACCCUACUCCGCAGUCAUCCUCGGACAGACUUCCCUCCGGGCUCCGCGUGGGGUGGGGGAGGGGCGGGCGGGGAGUGCGGUCCGCGGAGGUGGUGCUGGCGUCCGUCUCCCAGCAUGCUCCCGGGAGGCGGCUCUGGCCCGCGCCCUCCCGGCGUGCCCUUUGCCACAAAGGGCUAACUUUCUUUCUUUCUUUCUUUUCUUUUCUUUUCUUUUCUUUCUUUUUGCUUUUUGUUGUCAUUGUUCACUCCUCAUAGAACUUGGAUCAAAUCCGUGUCCGUGGUUCUUUAUGUCUGCAGUCUUGAUGCAUUCCCGUGGUGUUCCUUGCCUUCUGCUAGGAGACCGCAGCCAGCCUCAGCUCCCGGAAAGUGUGGGAGGGGUAGGCCCAGUGGGCGAGGCUGAGCCACCUCCGCUCUCCCGAUGCCCCCCAACCAUCCACCCCACCCAUCCACCCCACCCCCAACACCCGCACAGCAGUUUGGGGUCAAGAUUGAGACUUCCAUGUUCUGAAACAUGGGCUGCAAGUCUGGGGACAGUAGGAAUUCCCAGGAGAGUUUGAGUCCAUUUCCUUAGUUUCAGAAGGCCAUUUUUCCUGAUGCUCUGGGCGUGAUCACGCAGAGCCAGCCCAUUCCCGUUUCUUGGUGGCAUCUGUAGAGUUACUUACUUGGGCUGUGACUGAUGGCAGAGUGUGGGUUCCCUGCCAGCCCAGGCAUUUCCAAGGGACCUUCAGAUCACCAUGGAAGCCCUUGGAGGCCACACUUAGCCACAUUCCUGCCUCUGAGAAGAAUCACAUAGGCAACACAAAAUCCCAAUGAUGCAGUCCUCUCUGAGAUAAAACACGCUAGGAAUUCACUCAGUCCUAGAGAUCUUUGCUAAUUGGGAUGAUUUAUGGCCUGUUUGGCUGGGAAAUGUCUCUGUCAUAAUGCAAGUCCAGGAUGACCUAAGAGAAAGCAGUUUGUUUCCCUGAUGCGAACCGGUGGUUCUCACCCACUCUAGCUCUGGAAACGCAGGCGCUGCCUGAGGUCAGUUCCUUCUCGAGAAGCCAUGCCUCAGCCUUGUUUCUGAGCCCAGCAGCCACAGUCAUUGCCUGAGGAAUUCCGCCCGGCAGGGACGUGGGUUCACAGAACAGAGAUCUCGGGGGAGUUUCAAGAGCCACUAAACUCUUUCACAGCUCUUCUUCCCACUUUUCUACCUUCCUCUGCUGCCUUGCAAAUAGUUUUGACAGACUCUGUCCUAGUCAUUCAGACCUCAUUCGUGUCCUGCUUGGAAAACCAAAAGGAAAUUACUCUCUUGUGCCCUGUGUCUCUCAUCCAGUCUCUGGCUCUUGGGUUUCGGGGUUUUUGAGGAAUGGUCCCUGAACAGUAAGCUAAUUUAUCAAAAUCUAGUCCCAGCUAUGGCCCAGGAGGGGUCAGGUGGGAUCUGACACCAGGGACGAUGCUCUUCACCACACGUUUCACCUCUGUAGCAUCCUCAGUGGCCUCCAGGAAAAGACACUAAACUCAACGGAAGAGUAGCAUUGGGGUGGGGGGUGGGGGUUAUUCCUCUUGGAUUGUGAAAAUCAUCUCGAAAGGACAAAAGUAAGAUCCUAUUCUUGGGUCUCAGUGUUUGGCUAAGGAUCAUGGAAUUAAAAACUGAAAAAAAACUUUUAGAGAUUAAUUGAUCCCACAUUUCUUUUAAAGAUGAGGAAGCCGAGAGCCACUGAAUUAAAUGACUGGUCCAAAGUCACACAGCAGAUAUAAAGGCUGGCAAAAGGAUAAUGUUUCCCUCACCUUCAGGUCAUCACACCCUUUGUUCCCCAUGACACUGACCAGGUGACACAUGAUUUUCAGCCUUUACCUGGCAUCUUUCUCUUAAAUUAUGUCUGUCCCAGAUACUCCCUGCAUAUGGAAUUGUGCUUGCCAGUCCUGGGGGAGGAUGUGGUGGUGAGGAAGGCUGUCGCUAGGAUUCCCUGAGACAUCAACAGCUAGAGAUCUCAACAACUUGGAGAAAUCCCAGAAGGUGACCCUCUGAAUCCAAGAAAGGACUGCUUUGUGGAAAGCAAAGACCCAGAAGGUACUCAAGAUGACACUAGUGCUGCAGAGAAAGACAGAAGAACGAGCCUUUGUCUAGGCAAGACAGUCAUAAGCCAGGAAAUGAAACAAAUGGAAACAGGGAGCUGGCUCCCUGGGGAACACACGUUUUCAAGGCUAUGGAGUUUGUGGAUAGCGUUUACUCUGAAGAUCCGAGUGAGCAGAUCUGAGAAAGACCAGAUGUCUUUUGUCUCUUCAGUCCACUCGGACUCUGCUGGGCUCUGUGGUCAAGCCCUGUCUAGUCCACAGCCCCUGGGAGGAACGGGCUGGCUCUGGCAUUCAGUGUGGGGGCGAAAGGCGGGUUGGAAGGGAGAGUGGGCUGGGCUAAGGUAAAGAGCAGGCGCAGAGAAGUAGAUUUCUAGGAAUGAAAUGGGGCAGAUCUUAUCCUGAUGAAUUACAAGCAUUGUGUUAAAAUACCUUCUCUUUAAUACAAGGAAAAGCGAAUCCCCUUUUGGGUAGAAUUGUCCAUUCCCUGCCCUGCUCCAUUCUUCAUUUGCUAGGGGACAGUCAGAGUCCCUCUCUCAGUCCAGGGCGGGACACGGUGGCAGUGACCCAGCCAAGGCCAACAGCAGAAAGAUGACUCAGAGUUUGAAGUAGUGCCCCAGGAUGGCCUGACUUCCACUCUGUGGUCCUGCCCCUUCCUACAAAGGUCAGCCUGAGGGCUCAGAGGUUAUGAGAAAGGCAUGGGCUAGAAUGAUUACUUCAAGAUGGGUCAGAGCCUCAUUUCCUGCUACCAAUAAAAAAACUCCCUCCCACUUUUAUGAAAGUGGCUGAUAUGUGUAAGAACGGGCCAGAGGGAGACCCUUUGUGUCAAUGACUCUCUCCUCAAGGAAUGGCCCCGGGGAGUGGGAGGGGGUGGGGUUUGAGCUGCUAGCUGGAACCUCUUACGUCUCCCCCCUCCCUAAGCCCCUCCCCAACCCCAGGCAGCCUUCUUGCUUUCAUUCUCCUUGAAUGUACUUGGGAACAGGGGAGGAAAGUCUCUUACUGAAGUGCCUGAACCCCAGAACUAGAGCUUUCAGAGACGCUGUUCUUCCUGACCCAGCUUGGCCAACCUUUCCCCAACAUUCUAGUCUCGUGCUCCAGCUUCUCAGAAAGAAUAAAAGAACUCACUGUUCUAAUUAAGUAAAAAGUGAGGCUCCGUAAACCAACUACAGCAAAAAGGUAGAGAAAUACAGGGAGAAAUGACUUGUAUUUUACUAGCCCAAAUCCACACUCCCAAACUGAGAAACGCACGCAUAUCCACACGCACACACUUCAGCAGACCAAGAGAGAGAAGCAUGUUAUUAUAUUUUGUUCAUCAAAAAUAAAUCAGUAGACUAUGAAAAGCUCGGGGUCUCUCCCAAAGCUAAGGCAGGAUGGCGGGCAGGUGAGAGGGGAAGGAUGGAAACAGGGGUCGAUUUUGUAACUCAUCCAGUCCAGGCACCCUGGGGAUGACAUCGCGGGAAAGAGGACGGAUGCGCGCUGUCCAUUUCACCUGAUCCACGCCUCGUCUUCGCGUGGCUUCUGUGCUGUGUCGGUUUGGAAUGUCCGAUUUGCCUGUACCGGUCAGUUAGGCAGGAGUUACCCUCUUUCCUUCCUCCUUCAGUCUAAGUCCGGGGCCCAGACCUCAGCUGGAUCCAAGCAGGCUCAAGGAUUGGCAUGGGGAGGCGGAAGCUCUUUUCAAUCACUUUUUGGUCAUUGAAUCUGCCAUUUUAAGAUUUGCUUUAUGGAAGUCAACACAGUAAUAAAAACUACAUUCGAGUUGCAACACCACCUCACAGUGAAAUAUUUUGAGUAAAAUUUUGUUGCUAGGAUAGUCACAGGCAAAAGUUUUAUCGGCAAAAUGUUUCAAUCAUGUUAAUAAACAAGAUGAAGCUACUAGAGUCUUGUGUCCUGGUCUAGAGUCUUGUCUGUGAGUUGCAGCAUUAAUCCCUUUUUCUUCACAGUCUGACUUGGCAGGCACCAACAGCUGUAAGAAUGUUUUUAGAGCAGUUUGUCUGCCUGGUUUAGCUGACGUCAUAUGUGUAAUAUGGAAGCAGCUACACCCAAACCCAAGGGUCCUGAGUAGGGAAGAAUAUUUAACAGAUUUGUCAAU
Messenger RNA from Camelus dromedarius (Arabian camel), 6168 nucleotides. RefSeq names its product nicotinamide nucleotide adenylyltransferase 2 (gene NMNAT2). Gene Ontology annotation, cellular component: Golgi apparatus. Gene Ontology annotation, biological process: NAD+ biosynthetic process. Gene Ontology annotation, molecular function: nicotinamide-nucleotide adenylyltransferase activity; nicotinate-nucleotide adenylyltransferase activity. Lineage: Eukaryota; Metazoa; Chordata; Mammalia; Artiodactyla; Camelidae. Bases 924 to 1847 code for a protein of 307 amino acids. The record is from RefSeq and is a predicted model, not a curated record. The transcript has 13 exons.